CCUAAAUGGAUGACCUUAUUUGACCUCUUUAAUACUAAAAGGUGCUUCUGUUGACGAAGACAUGGCUCCUCGUAAAGGCAAGGUACAAAAGGAAGAGGUCCAAGUUCAGCUUGGACCUCAGGUUCCCGAAGGAGAGAACGUGUUCGGCGUGGCACACAUCUUCGCCUCUUUCAACGACACCUUCGUGCAUGUGACAGAUCUCUCUGGAAGGGAAACCAUCUCUCGUGUGACCGGUGGAAUGAAGGUCAAGGCCGAUCGUGACGAGGCUUCUCCGUACGCCGCCAUGUUGGCUGCCCAGGACGUCGCAGCUCGCUGCAAGGAGCUGGGCAUCACUGCUCUGCACAUCAAACUGAGGGCAACAGGUGGAAACAAGACCAAGACACCAGGACCAGGAGCCCAGUCAGCACUCAGGGCUCUGGCUCGCUCUGGCAUGAAGAUUGGCCGCAUCGAGGAUGUGACACCAAUUCCGUCUGACAGCACACGGAGAAAGGGAGGUCGCAGAGGUCGCCGUCUGUAGAGGGCGCUGUUGUCAGUGGCAGCAAAAGUACUGUACAAAGCAAGUGUUAUGUUCUGUAAGCUUGGUCAAUAAACCAUACAGAGGACAGUA
Asterias rubens (European starfish) is the source of this 607-nucleotide messenger RNA. Its product is annotated as 40S ribosomal protein S14a. Lineage: Eukaryota; Metazoa; Echinodermata; Asteroidea; Forcipulatida; Asteriidae. Gene Ontology annotation, molecular function: small ribosomal subunit rRNA binding; mRNA 5'-UTR binding; structural constituent of ribosome. Gene Ontology annotation, cellular component: cytosolic small ribosomal subunit; ribosome. The record is from RefSeq and is a predicted model, not a curated record. The coding region runs from base 62 to 517 and encodes 151 amino acids. Gene Ontology annotation, biological process: ribosomal small subunit assembly; maturation of SSU-rRNA from tricistronic rRNA transcript (SSU-rRNA, 5.8S rRNA, LSU-rRNA); translation. The transcript is spliced from 5 exons.